Molecule: messenger RNA, 2844 nt
Organism: Ahaetulla prasina
Lineage: Eukaryota; Metazoa; Chordata; Lepidosauria; Squamata; Colubridae
Product: zinc finger protein RFP-like
Exons: 7
Coding region: 7-1437 (476 amino acids)
Molecular function (GO): protein binding; zinc ion binding
Source: RefSeq, a predicted model, not a curated record
GCGACGAUGGCGGCCGAAGCGCCCUUGCAGGAUUUGGUGGAAGAAGCCACCUGCUCCAUUUGCCUGGAGUUUUUCCAGGACCCCGUGCUCAUCCCGGAGUGCGGCCACAACUUCUGCCGGGGCUGCCUGACCCGCAGUUGGGGGACGUCGGAAUCGGAGGCUUCCUGUCCCGAUUGCAGACAAACCUUCGGGAUCCGCAGCCUCCUUCCCAAUAGGAAACUGGCGUCUGUGCUGGAAGUGGCCAGGCGAUGCGGAGGUCCUUGGGGCGAGGAAGGAGGGAACUUCUGCCCGAAGCACCGGGAGCCCCUCAAGCUCUUCUGUAAGGACCACGAGACACUCAUCUGCGUGGUCUGCGACCGAUCCAAAGAGCACAAGGGCCACUCGGUGAUCCCUGUGGAGGAAGCUUUCCAGGAAUACCAGAUCAAGGUUGAGGAUUGCCUGAAGGCUCAGAAGGAGCAGAAAGAAAAAACAGCUACAUACAGAAGAGACACAGAGAAAAGAGUUCAAGAGAUGCUUGACCUCAUCAAAAAAGAGAAAAAGAAUGUAGUGGAUGAAUUCAGAGAGCUACAACUCUGGUUAAGAGGACAAGAGAAGCUUCUGCUGGCUAGAAUGGAAGAGACGGAGAAGGACAUUAUGGCGAGAAAGGAGGAGGAUUUGGCCAAGCACAUGGAGGAACUGGGCUCUCUUGAUGAUCUCAUCCAGGAGAUAGAAGAGAAGCAGCAGCAGCCAGCCAGCAAACUCUUACAGGACAUUGGAAGCAUCUUGAAGAAAUACCAGGCAAAGGAAGCAUAUGAGAAUCGGGUGGAUUUACUUCUAGAGCCGAAAUGGACAAUCUGGGAUCACAGUGACAUGACUGUGCUUCUGAAAAGUGCCAUGAAAAAAUUGAGAGAUACUCUGAAAAGUGGAUUUCAUCUACAGAAAGAGAAUGUAAUUCUGGAUCCAGACACAGCCCACCCUGACCGCCUUGACAUCUCCGAAGAUCGAAAAAGCGUCAAAGGACAUAAGCCAGUUAAACCAAUAUAUCUUGUCCCAGACCCCAUGAGAUUUGUAUGUAAUCCUUAUGUCCUUGGCUGUCAGAAGUUCUCAACAGGGAGACAUUUCUGGGAAGUUAUGGUGGGAGAUACAGCAGGAUGGGGUGUAGGGGUUGCCAAAAAGCCAGCGAACGUAAUAAACGUUGAUGGGCAGACCAGGCACUGGCAGAUUAGGAAAUGGAGCGGGAAAUACACGAUCUUCUCUCCAUCAACACGCUCUGAACUGGUCCUGACUGAGGAGCCCACGAGGAUCCGCAUCUCUGUCAACUGUGAAGGGAGACGAGUGAGCUUUUUUGAUGCCAGAACCGCAGUUCUGCUCCAUAUGUUCUCAGAUGCUUCCUUGGUUGGAGAGACCCUUCUGCCCUGUUUCUACUUGGAUGAUGGUGCCUGCCUGACACUCCCUUAAAAGAGGGGAUUUCCAUAGGCAAAACUUUGGAAAAAUCCCUAUUUGGCAAGCAGGGAUCUCUGAAAGCUUCAAAGCAGAGGUUCCUUAGCUUUUUUGGUGCUAUACUUUCCUUAAUGUAGAAUGCCACAUUGAGUUGCUUGUGGUUAGGUGGCCUUAUAAAUUGAAGGAAUUGCUCAAUCAACCAAUCAGUCUGAAUUAUUAUCUGAAUAAUUAUCUGAAUAAUAAUAAAAUUAAUAAUAAUAAUAAAAAAGAGGUGUCCUGUAGCAGCUUUAUAGGCUUUAGCAUCAUGUGUUCAGGGGAAUCAAUAUUAAAGAUACCUUACCUUACAGCUAAACCCAUAAAUCAUGAUGUCCGUCACAGCUCUCCUUUCCAUUUAGAUAUCAUGCUUGUUUAGUUGCAAUCGAUGUGUCAACCCUGCGAACCUCAGGGUUGCCACAAAGCAGAAGAGGGGACAGGGAGUAGUGGGGAAAUAGAUAAGGGGGGUUGGCAGCCAAAACAAACAGUUUUUCUGUGGAAACCAAGGUCAUUCCAACAGGUGCCUGAGAGAGAGGAGAAGAGCAGUAACUAAGCAACCGGCCAGCCUCUCGAUUGGACAAUGUGGCUGAUGACUUGGGGAAAGGGGGAACUUUCACUUUUUUAAUUAGGUGAAAGCCAUGGGAACUUUCAAUGACAGUUUUCAUUUUGCCAAUAUGAGGUAUCCAAUAAAACUGUUCUUUGAGGAAUCUACCUGCUUCGGAGUUCUGCUUUCAAUGGGUACAUAACUUGGAACACUGGCACAAUGGUAGCUUAAAGGUAAAGGUAAAGGUUCUCCUGGCACAUAUGGGCUAGUCGUUCCUGCCGCUAGGAGGUGGUGCUCAUCUCCAUUUCAAAGAAAUUUCAAAGAAAAUGUCUGAAGACGUCUCCAUGGUCAUAUGGCAGGCAUGGCCAAACGCCACAUGGAACGCUGUUACCUUCCCACCAAAGGUGGUCCCUAUUUUUCUACUUGCAUUUUUAUGUGCUUUUGAACUGCUAGGUUGGCAGAAGCUGGGACAAGUAGCGGGAGCUCACCCCAUUACGCGGCACUGGGGAUUCGAACCACUGAACUGCCGACCUUUCAAUCAACAAACUCAGCGUCUGAGCCACCGUGUCCCUUUAAUGAUAGCUUAGCUCCCCAUAAUUCAAUACAUUCUGUAAUCUUUCCAUGCUUUUUCUUUCUUUCUUUCCUCCACUUUUUUAUAUUUCCUUUGAAAUAUACACAUUUGUCACAAUUCGAACAAACCCUAGCAGGGCUUCAGGAAAUAUUAGACUCCAUAUAAGCUUUACAGGCUCAUAGUUUUUUUUUCUUUCAAAUUCUAGUACUGUUUAUGUCUUUUUAUACUUAACUCAGUUAUCUACAACAUUCAAAUUAUUGAUUGUAACACUGAUUCU